This is a messenger RNA of Sebastes umbrosus (honeycomb rockfish), 1891 nucleotides long. RefSeq names its product tumor protein D52 (gene tpd52). The record is from RefSeq and is a predicted model, not a curated record. Gene Ontology annotation, cellular component: cytoplasm. Bases 473 to 1120 code for a protein of 215 amino acids. The transcript is spliced from 6 exons. NCBI's taxonomy places the organism in Eukaryota, Metazoa, Chordata, Actinopteri, Perciformes, Sebastidae. Gene Ontology annotation, biological process: B cell differentiation.
AGUGGCUAGCAUCUGAAAACGGCACUGAUUGCACAAAUUGAUGUUUGGAGGACGGAUUGACGGAGUGACCUUUGGGAUUACGGUGGAGAGGAAGAGGGCGUGUGUGUGUAACAGCUGCUUGACGGGACAGGUAACUUAUUAACAGAAAGAAAGGAGCAGAGGGUUGGUUCACAACGCCUUGGCCUGCUGCAGAGACAGAGCAUGGAAAUCCAGCUUCACUGUACUCUCACUCUCACUCUCUGACCACCUGAAAGCCAAUACAAAACCUCCUCCCACGUACACACACACUUGGAUAUUGUGCCUCUGUCACACACACCACAAGAGUCCAGGACGCUGUAAACAAGGAGACAGCACGCGCCUGGAUCACAUGCAGACAAUCAGCACUUGGCUGGCUUUGCGGAGGUAGUGGUGGUGGUGGCGGUCGGGAGGUGGGGAGUCACUCCGACCAACACACACACUACAAGCUGUAAACAUGGAGCCCCUGGAGGAAUACCACUCUCCCUUUGACUUUGAACAAGGAGUCAACGCCAGCUACCUCUACCUCUCCCCGGCCUACAGUGACACGCCGCCCAGCUCGCCAGCUGUCAAAAGCAGAGGUUCCCAGCAGCAUCCGGACUCGGCCCCAGAGGUGGGAGAAGACGCAGUGGUGGUUGCCGGCCCCUCUACCCCUCCUCCCGUCAUGACAGAGGAAGAACGGCACGAGCUGCAAGAAGAGUUGGUCAAGGUUGAGGAUGAGAUCCUGACUCUGUCCCAGGUGCUGGCAGCCAAGGAGAAGCAGUUGGCAGACAUUAAGAGGAAGCUGAACAUCACACCGCUCAAUGAGCUGAAACAGAAUUUCACCAAAACCUGGCAGGAUGUCACCACCUCUUCUGCCUAUAGAAGGACAUCGGCAGCGUUCACUAACGUGGGCACAGCCAUCACCCGGAAGCUCGAGGAUGUCAGGAAUGCACCAACUUUCAGGUCAUUUGAGGAGAAAGUGGAGACUUUGAAGAUCAAGAUGAGUCCAUCAGCGUCCACCAGCAGUGACUCUGGCGAGCCGGAAAGCGGCGUCCCCCCCUCCGAUUCUUUGCUCAGUCAGCCUGAUGAAGACUUGCCCACCCAAGAGACGCCAAUGAACUGAGACCUGCCUGACCCCUCCUGACCUCCCACCCGUCCCCCCUCCUCACUUGACCCCUCUAACCCCUGGAUCGUCAACACUCGCCCCCUAAACUCUUGUGUGCCAGUCUCCCUUUAUUGGAAACAAGUGACUUACACACAGCUUGUGAUCUAAUUGUCUGAUCUUUUUUGUCUGUCGCGUGCGCUCACUUGUUAGCCGGUGUGGAAACUGAAAGCAUGGAAUGGGUGCAGGCAUGUGGUCUCGUGUCGAUCGUAUGUGUUUGAGUCUAUUCUGGCUCGCUGUGGGAGAAAUCCUCCCUGCUGUACGACUUUCCUUUCCUCCUUUCCUUUUCCUCCUGUACUCCUUAUUUCUCCGUCUUUGUCUAACCAGCAAAGCUCAGAUGCCAAACAAGCUCCUAGUUUAUUUUUCUCUAUCACAUUAACACUGUUUCAUAUUUUACAUAUUGAGAGUAAAAAAAAUGCACAUAUAUAGAAAUAUUAGGAACAUGAUUAGAGAAGGAUUUAUACUUAAAAAAGUUAAAGUUAUUAUAAUAAGCACUUGUUUUGUCUGCCUCUAUUUUCCGUUUUCUUCGUUAUAUAAAUUUUAGGACACCACGCAAUCAUAAAGUAGUCUAACACUGUGUUCAGAAUAUGAAUGUAUGCCUUUUUGUGUCAUAUAGGUACAACACUUUGUAUACUUUAACCCACAGCACUGAGCUACUGAUACUGUGUGUCCAAAACUGGUAUUUCAAAACACACUUCAGAAUAAAAACCAUCCCUUUUCCCCAUUGUUAAA